AACUUCCCCUGCGCCACAAGACUCCACUGGUCAUGCCCCGGGCCCCAGGCGCUCAUUAAAAGACCACCCCUCCACCUCUCUCUCUCUCUCUCUGCACCCCCGGCUUCCGUUUCUCGAUUUACGAUGCACCGUUGGUGCGCAUGGAGAUAAGCUACGCAUCUCCGAGUGCCGGCGACUUAACUUACUCGUCUUCCACCUCUUCAGGAUCUUCCAUGCCGUACCGACCCGUUAAAAUUAUCCCGCUCCAGCAUCCCGAUACGACGUCGUAUGGGAGCUCGGGAGGUGGUUCUUCUUCUUCGUCGUUUUGGUCUAAUUCUUUGUUUUCUGGAUGGUGGUCGAAGAUCAGGGGGAUGACGAUUAUUGAUUGGAUCGGGAUGGUUUUUCCUUGUUUCUGUUGGAUUCGGACGUACAGAUGGCGGGAGUAUUUACAGGUUGAUCUCAUGGCUGGGACUACCGUUGGUAUCAUGCUCGUUCCGCAGGCAAUGUCAUAUGCAAAAUUAGCUGGGCUUGAACCAAUAUAUGGGCUAUACUCUGGAUUUGUGCCAAUAUUUAUCUAUGCUAUAUUUGGGUCAUCUCGGCAGCUGGCAAUUGGUCCAGUAGCAUUGGUUUCCCUCCUGGUCUCCAAUGUCUUAAGUGGGAUUGCUGAUUCAUCAGAUGCAUUAUACACAGAACUUGCUAUAUUGUUGGCGCUGAUGGUUGGAAUCCUGGAAUGCAUAAUGGGACUAUUGAGGCUUGGAUGGCUUAUUCGUUUCAUUAGUCAUUCGGUGAUUUCUGGCUUCACAACAGCUUCAGCCAUUGUAAUUGCUUUAUCUCAAGCAAAGUAUUUUUUGGGGUAUGAUAUUGAACGAAGCAGCGAGAUUGUGCCAAUAAUCAAGAGCAUAAUAUCUGGAGCUGAUGAGUUCUCAUGGCCCCCUUUUGUAAUGGGAUCUAUAAUUCUUAUAAUACUCCAGACAAUGAAGCAUUUGGGAAAAUCAAGGAAGCACCUGAGAUUCCUGCGAGCAAUGGGUCCCCUGACAGCAGUUGUUCUGGGAACAACUUUUGUGAAGAUAUAUCAUCCAUCAUCUAUUACUUUGGUAGGAGAUAUACCUCAGGGCCUUCCCAGCUUUUCCAUCCCUAAAAGCUUUAAGUAUGCAAAGUCGUUAAUUCCAACUACAAUUCUCAUUACUGGUGUAGCCAUCUUGGAAUCUGUGGGAAUUGCCAAAGCAUUGGCAGCGAAAAAUGGGUAUGAGCUGGAUUCAAAUCAAGAGUUGUUUGGUCUUGGUGUUGCCAAUAUCUUUGGUUCAUUCUUUUCAGCAUACCCCACAACAGGUUCCUUCUCCAGGUCAGCUGUGAAUCAUGAGAGUGGAGCAAAAACUGGCUUAUCUGGAAUUGUAACAGGAAUCAUAAUGGGUUGUGCUCUUUUGUUCUUGACUCCAUUAUUUGAAUACAUACCCCAGUGUGCUCUGGCUGCUAUAGUAAUCUCUGCUGUUAUAAGCCUGGUAGAUUAUGAAGAGGCCAUUUUCUUAUGGCGUGUAGAUAAGAAAGAUUUUCUUCUUUGGACCAUUACAAGUACUACGACAUUGUUCCUUGGAAUUGAGAUUGGUGUCCUUGUUGGGGUUGGUGUUUCACUUGCCUUUGUCAUCCAUGAAUCAGCAAAUCCUCAUAUUGCUGUCUUGGGGCGUCUUCCUGGCACCACUGUUUACAGGAAUAUUCAGCAGUAUCCAGAAGCAUAUACUUACAAUGGAAUUGUGAUUGUUCGUAUUGAUGCACCUAUCUAUUUUGCAAACAUAAGUUACAUAAAAGACAGGUUACGAGAGUAUGAAGUUGUGGUUGAUAAAUCAACAAGGCGUGGACCAGAAGUUGAAAGAAUUUAUUUUGUGAUUUUGGAGAUGGCACCUGUCACAUACAUCGACUCUAGUGCUGUCCAAGCCCUGAAAGACUUGCACCAUGAAUACAAAUCACGGGAUAUCCAGAUAGCCAUCUCCAAUCCAAACCGGGAAGUCCUGUUGACCUUAUCAAAAUCCGGCGUGAUAGAGUUGAUUGGUAAAGAGUGGUACUUUGUGAGAGUGCACGAUGCAGUCCAAGUUUGCCUCCAGCAUGUUCAGAGCAUAAAAGAAGCUUCCAAGACAUCAGAUCCAUCACCUGAGGAAAAACCAAGUUUCUUCCAGAGAUUUCUUAAACAGAGAGGGGAGGAUGUAUUAGUCGCAAACCUAGAGUCAGGUAGUAGCAAUCCUUCGGAUUCAAUGCACAGUGACCCCCAACUGGAGCCGUUGUUGUUCCGAAAGCCUUGAGACUUGCCUGCUCCUGAAGCAAAUAGUAUGGCAAUGCCAUUUUUUAACAAGGCAUUUCCGAUACAGGGACUGUUAUUCAAUUGUUCCAUUUGUAAAGGUCGAUUGUUUAUUUCAAAUGUACUGGAAAAAGGAGUGAAAAUAAAAACAAAAAUGGGGAAAGGGUUUGAUUGAUUCCUUGCAAAUAGGUUUGUUUGUUGUAAAAGGGAAUGCAAUCAAGUAAAGAUUAGGAGUAAGGACUUCAAUUCUUGUAUGCAUUGCUUCCGAACCAGAUUGUACCAUUAAUCUAUUUAUCUUAUUUGUUAGCUAUGUGAAA
This is a messenger RNA of Theobroma umbraticum, 2583 nucleotides long. Its product is annotated as sulfate transporter 4.1, chloroplastic-like. The record is from RefSeq and is a predicted model, not a curated record. NCBI's taxonomy places the organism in Eukaryota, Viridiplantae, Streptophyta, Magnoliopsida, Malvales, Malvaceae. Gene Ontology annotation, molecular function: secondary active sulfate transmembrane transporter activity. Gene Ontology annotation, cellular component: membrane. Gene Ontology annotation, biological process: sulfate transmembrane transport.